Messenger RNA from Rhopilema esculentum, 4536 nucleotides. The record is from RefSeq and is a predicted model, not a curated record. Lineage: Eukaryota; Metazoa; Cnidaria; Scyphozoa; Rhizostomeae; Rhizostomatidae.
GGCUAACGGGAACUUGAGGUUUUUCCUCGUCGACUUCUACGAUGGUUUAUGAGAUAGAAGAUAAGAAAUUUAGAAGAUUUCUUAACAGUAGCAAAAUCGUAAAGUCUUGUUGCUAACCGGCGAAAAUUCUUGAAAAUUCUUGAAUAUAAAUGAGAGUACUAAUUUUUCAACAAUUUCACAGAUAGACCAAUGAAGGAACUCUGGUAUUUGAAACCUUUUGCCCAGCAUGAAACAUGAAGAUCAGUUGUCAUGAUAUAUGAUAUUGCGUCUGCUUCUACAAGUGAAGACAAAGUUGCUGUGAAAGUUUUAGAGGAACUUGGACACGCAAAACCGAAAGACGAGGCCCCCUGCAAGUGUGAAAUGUUCAACCUCGAUGUGGAGUUUGAUUACCAACAACAACAAACUGGAGCAGUGAAAUUCAGCAAUUUCGAAAAAAUGGCAAAAGAAUCUAUGGAGGAAUUAAAGCAAAAAUUAACGUCGUUAGAGGCAUUUAUGGUCACUAUUAAAGAACACACUGAACUAAUAAAGAAAAGCAAACAGAAAGAAGAGAGAAAUGAAUUGCAUAUGACAACAUCAUCAAAAGCCACAAAAGAUAUCUUAAGUUUCAAGUUGAAUUUGUCAUCAGAAGUUGAUAAUGGUUCUACUAUAGAUGUGAGACAUUGUAAAGGACCCCCCAAUGACAAACUUAAAUUUUCAAAAAUAUUCACAAAUGAUGACAAAAGAACAGUUCAUGAUUCAUUGGGACAGCACAGUAUGUCCAUAAGUACUUCAGCAAAUAAUGAAGAUUCAAGUAAAAGUCUUUCAGAGUUGGCAAAAUAUAUAUGGAGGGAGAAAAACAACACCAAAGUCCAAUCCCUUUCUUAUGGAAAAGUAAUACCUGAUUCUCAGAAAAGCUCUGUUUCCAAGAACAGCACUUCAUUACCUAAAGUAACUUUACAAUCGAAAACCUGGAGAAAAUCAAUUCAGACAGAAAAUUGUGCCAGUUCAAAUAAAAGACUAGAUAAAAUCAGCAAUAGCUCUACUGAAGAUAAACCAAGCAAAUCAUUGAGAGAUUCAAGUGACGAACUCUCAAUUUUGGCCAGAAAAACCUGGAUGAAUGCAAGAAUCCAUAGCAAAUCAAGUGUGUUAAACAGAGUUAAUCAACCACAUAAAGCUUCAUUAUUUAAAUUGCAAAGGAAGGUAAAUUGUGACAAAGUGGCCAAAAAUUCUUUGGAGGAUAAAAUAGAGAGCAAAAUUGAAAGGACACACUCCAGUGCAAAGCAACUUUCAGAACUUGCAAAAGCUGUAUGGCAUCAAAACAAAGCUUCAAGAAGCUUUGGAAGAUUAUAUAACCAUGACUUGAAAUCUUUAAAAUAUCAACAUAAAGAUUUCAAGUGGAAUUCAAACAGAAAUCCUGAAGGGCCUUUUAAGAGCUGUACAUUUUUACAUAGAAGGAAGCAUUAUGUUCUACAUAACAGUAUAUUCAGAAUGGUUAGAACACCAUUUGCUACAAACAACAAAACAGAGAGUGUGCCAUCUACUCAGACGUCAUGGAGUAUAAGAUAUUCAAAUAUCCAUCAAAAGAGAAGCUUCAUUUAUAGGCGACAAACGUUUUUGUAUAAAAAGUCAAGUAAUCAAAAUAGGUGGGUUUCUAAGAGGAUAGUCAAGGACACCAAGUUGCCUCAAACUGCUCCAAGAUUUGCAGCUGGAGGUAACGGCAAGACAGAUAAAAGACAUGGACCGUUUAUCUUCACAAGUGUUAGUGGAAAUAAAUUCUUAACAGAUGUGGGAGGUCACAGGUUGAGAAAAGCCUCAUUAGAAGCAACUACACAUCUACCUGGUACUUCAAAAGUAUAUCCAGUCAAAAAGUCGAUGAAAGAUUCCAAAGGGGUGAAAAAUGUUACCAGAUAUAAGAUAACUCGCAGACAAAACUCAACAACAAAUCUCACUGCAAAACUGGCAGCAAGUCGCAUUGUGAAAAGACGUUUUGCUCGACUCCAUCAACAAAACUUGCGCAAAUUUGUAAAGAAACAAUACUGCAUGUUUUACAACCGGUUCGGCAAGUGUAAAAAUGGAGAUUCUUGUAAGUUUCUUCAUGAUCCUGAUAAAGUUGCUAUUUGUACAAGAUUCUUGCGAGGAACUUGUAAAAACCAGAAUUGUUUAUUUUCUCAUAAAGUUGAUAAAAGAAAGAUGCCAACCUGCUCGUUUUUUCUCAAUGGUGCUUGUCACAAGGAUGAUUGCCCGUAUGCUCAUGUCAAAGUUAUGCACGCUGAUAUUUGCAAAGAUUUUCAAAAUGGGUUUUGCCCGUUAGGUGAAGAGUGUCUAAAGCGUCAUGUGCUAGAGUGUGAACAGUUUUCUAAGACUGGAACAUGCUCCAGUGGAAGCAAAUGCAAAUUGUUUCACCGGAGAAGGAACAAAAAGAGAAGGCGAAGCUCUUCAUUUUCCGGUACAAGAACGCCAAAACCUUUCGUGAAAAAAAUCAAACUGAUAGAAUCUAAGGAUGAAGCUGACCAGUCACAAAAUACUGCAGGCGACGAGCUGCAGAUCAAGCCGUCGUUUGCCUUGGGUAGAGACCCGGAACGACCAUUGGAUGGAUUUUCGAAAUUGAGAAGAAGAAGAUUCAAUUGGAAAACUGAACGAGAAGAAGACCUAGGAUUUAUGAGCAAAGCAGGACGUAAAAACGAAGAGGAAAAAUAAAAUCUGGCAAUUUGCGAGUCAGUGGCUGUCAUUUUUUGUACCUUAACUUAACUUGUGCUGUGUAUGAAUUAAAAAGCAAAAAUAAUACAUUGAACCACUUGAUUUGAAGUUAUCUGCAGAAAAUCCAGUAUUCCUUUUUAGGCAGCUUGAAAUGUUUCACUUUUUAUGGCUUGGAUUUACUUGUUAUGGCUCGGAGGCGAAGCUGAUCAUUUUAGUAUAUUGUUCAGCGAGAAGAGAUGAAAAAAAUAGAUUAUUUUGCUUGUUCAAAGAAGUUUUGUUUAUCGCUUGUCAUUUGGCCGGAACUGGCUUGUGGCAGAAUUAUCACGUUAACUGCAGGUACGCGAUAACAACGCUAAUAAACAAAAGAUAACGUUCGAAACGAGUUCCAUUGUAUGCAGAGUUUGACAAGGAUCCGUUCUCGGGGCUUAGACUUGUAUUACCUGUAAUAAUUACUUCUGGUCAUGGGGUAUUCAGAGUUGGCAUCGAGAGAUCUGUUCAGUGCAAACUGCAUUUAAGCUGCCGAACCGGCUAGGGGAUUCGGAUUUUUAAAAGAUUCUGCUACAGAGAGAACUAGAAAACUUAGAAAAGUACAUAACAAUAAGUGGUAUUAUUUCCUUGAAAACAGCAUUAAGGUUUAAAUUAUUGCCGCCAUAUACUGAAACCAUUUCGGUGAUGGUUUUCGUAACCUUUUAAGGGGCGUUUGUCUUUGAUGGUUUUUUUGAAGGAUGAUAACUUUUGCGAAAUAAUAUUAUUUAAUAAUAUGAUAAAUUAAAAUUAUUUAAUAAUAAAACCCAACUUCCUUAUUUAGAAGCAAUCAAACUUCGGAAGAACUCCUUUGUUCAUUUGCAGGUACAUCUUCUUUGUAUGGAUAAAAUUGGACCUUGAUAUGGCUAUCUCAUAUAAAGUGGGGUGUAAGGAUAAAAAAUUUACCCGAAGGAAAAACCAGAAAAGUGCAAUGAGUUUUCGUGCAGUUAUCAGCUACCAGUUACCUUUUUGAUUUGCUGCUUGAACUCGAAGAUGGCAAGAUAUUUGAGAAUCUAGCGUGUUUUUUAUUAACAAUAAGUUUUAAAAUAAGGUGGAAAGUGACAGUUUUUCAAUGUGUACUCCAGAUCUCGCAUAUACGCUUACAUAACCGGCAUGCUUCGCGGCAGCUGUCUUUAGAUUGUGAUAGUGUUUUGCAUUUUCAUGCAGUACAAAAUUAGGCCAAAUUUGAAAAUAUAGUCGCAAUGCAUGCCGGUUGCGCAAGAGCCUUUAAAGAUACGAAACAGCUGACUAAAUUUAAAAACAAAACAAUAGGCAGAUAACAGCGUGGAUGACCACUGAUUACCAAAUGAGCCUCAUUGUUUAUCUCUCGUCGUUAUCUGACUGCCCAAGCGCCACUGCUAAGAAAUUCUUCGAAAAUCUAUUGAAGCAAAUACUUGUGCUCUUUGUAUUUUUACUGUCAAAUUUUCAAACUAUUUUUUCUAUUUUAUAGUCUCAAAAAUAAAUUUAAUUGCAUGUCAAUAGACAGCGUUCCACCAUAGACUGAUAUGAAUUGAUAUGAUCAUUUCCACGAGUAACAAUUGGCUAUCUGAUGUAACCUAAGGCUACACAAUUCCUGCUGCAAGGUCAUAAGGCAUGGUAUGAGUUAUCUUAGAUAUACAAGAUUUGCUAGCAAAAGUGACCCCAUCUAACCUUCAAACAUAUUGGGUAAAUGCUGAAGCUAUAUGUCUAGUAUAUAAUUGGUCACGUUCAUUGUCAGAUUCAUUGCUUUACUUUGACAUAAGCACAAUAGUUAUCUGAGCUGCUCUUUUCUGUGCAGUGACGAAAAGUUCUUUAAUUAAACCUCUCUACUGAAAUGCCACUGUUAAGUUUGUAAUU